Messenger RNA from Leishmania mexicana MHOM/GT/2001/U1103, 1056 nucleotides. Its product is annotated as putative ADP-ribosylation factor GTPase activating protein. The coding region runs from base 1 to 1056 and encodes 351 amino acids. NCBI's taxonomy places the organism in Eukaryota, Euglenozoa, Kinetoplastea, Trypanosomatida, Trypanosomatidae. Gene Ontology annotation, molecular function: GTPase activator activity. The transcript has a single exon. The record is from RefSeq and is a predicted model, not a curated record.
AUGAAUAUUCGACAGCGCAAGUCGGAGCGGCACAAGGAGGUGCUGCGGAAGCUCAGCCAGAAUGGUGGUAACAAGAACUGCUUUGAUUGCGGCAUGCGAGGUCCGCUCUACGUGGUGUCCGAUUUUGGCAUUCUUGUCUGCUCCAGCUGCAGCGCCGUGCAUCGUUCCUUUCAGCACAAGGUGAAAGGAAUCACGAUGAGUGAGUUUACGGAUGACGAGAUCGCCCGUUUCUCCGUAUCUGGCAACGACCGGGCCCGCAAGGUAUGGCUGAGUACCUUUCAAGACCAGCUCCCUCGCUCCGGUGACGUGAUGGCGCUGAAAGACCACGUGCGCAUAGCUUUUGAGGAACGGCGGUUUUGGAAUGCGCAGGAGUUCUCCGCUUUGCAAGACUCGUGGGAGCACGCAAGGGAACAACCUUCACAGGCGUCACCACCUUUGUCGGUGACGAAACCUGCAGAGUCCUCCUUCGCUUCAGUUCCAGAGGCACCCACCGCGCAAUCCGGAUCCGCCUCUGCUCCGACGAAUCCCGCGCGACCGCCGCAAGAGGACGUCUUCGAUAACCUGUUCUCUGCACCAGUGCAGUCUUCGUCGACGCCGCAGCCCACAGCGCAUGCAGUCGCACCACCACCACCAAUGACUACUUCGCACGCCCCUGCUCCUCCAGCGCCGCAGCAGCCCGCCACAGUGACCAGUAUCCUGGCUGACUUGUUUGCUGGUGUGCCGCCGCCAGUAGUGCAGCCAGCAGGUGGAUAUAGCGCCCUUCAUCUACAGCAACAGCAGCAGCAGUCGAUAGGCUAUCCUGCUGAUGGCGGCAUGUACAACAUCACUCAAGGCCCCCCAAGCGGCAUGAUGGCACCUAGGCAGCUGCAGUCCUCACAGCUGCCUUACCCGCGGCAGCAGCAAGCGCAGCCGAUUCCCUACGCUGCAAGUGGCCCGAUGGGGUACAUGCCAUAUGUAGGAAGUCAACAAGCAGCGACGUUCAAUUUUGCCGCACCAUCCGCAUCUGUGGCGAAUCCGUACCUGUACCAGCAGCAGCAACAGCAGCCGUUCACUUGA